Molecule: messenger RNA, 1047 nt
Organism: Tripterygium wilfordii
Lineage: Eukaryota; Viridiplantae; Streptophyta; Magnoliopsida; Celastrales; Celastraceae
Exons: 3
Coding region: 211-819 (202 amino acids)
Source: RefSeq, a predicted model, not a curated record
AACUUCCCUUCCCUUUCACGGCCAAUCUCUCCAUAGUAUCUCUCUCUCACCCUGAAAUAUAUUAUUUUUCUCCACUUUCUCUACAUAACGCCAGGAAAACGCCCUCCUGCUCUGUUCCAAAAAACCUGUUUCUCUCUCUUAGUGGGUCUUUGCUUUUUCUUUGAUUACCACCACGGUGGUAUAUUAUCGAGAGGGUAAUAGAAAGGAGAAAUGGGUUCUUGUGCGUCUGUAAAUAGGAGUUCAACAGAGCCGGCCAUGAAACUGCGAUUCUCAUUUAGUUCCAGAACUGACAAGCUUGUGAUUCCCCCUUCACCCAUUAAGGAUAAACCAGUCCGUGAAGAAACUCUGGUCAACGGUGUCAAGGGCUCCUUUGCGGACUAUGGUAGUAAAGACGAAACAUUUUUCGAUUCCCAACCUUGGCUGGAUUCAGAUUGUGAAUCUGAUUUCUACAGUGUCAAUGGUGAUUUUACCCCAUCUCGUGGCAAUACACCAGUUCAUCAUAAGUUCUCCGUAGAUACUACUAAUAGAGUCAACAAAACACUUUUGGAUAAAGCCGCUUCUGUGUCUCCAUCCCCUGGAGAGAAGAAAAAGAAACUGUCUGAUUUUUUUCAUGAGAGCAGAGAUGACCAAGAUGAUACUUCUUACGCGUCUGUUCCCAACUCUGCCUGUGGUAGUGAGUGGACUGCCAACGGGGAUGCCCUGAUUAAGGAGAAAUCAAUGAAGUCUACACCGUGUUGCCUUCCGGGAUUGCUCUCAUGCCGUAGUUUUAGCGAGAGGAAGAAGACGAGCCCUACUAUAGCUGUAGAUGAGAAGCCUUAAUUUUGAUUAUGUAGCCCCCUGAGUUCAGUAUAUGAAGCGAUGACUGAUGCAUAUAACUUGGAUAAUUUUUAGGACAACCCGACAAUCCCGGCUUGAGAAUCACUCUCUUUUGUCAAUCCCGAGGCUUAUGAUAUUACUGUAUUUUUAUGUAAUAAGAGGAAAGGAGAGAGAACAGGACACCUAAUUUGCCUUAAUAAUGAAGGUAUAUACAUAUAGAUCUUGAAUGCA